AUGUCAGUACCAGGGCGCGAGGCGAUCCAGGAGGCGGCCGCGCGCGGUGUGGAGGAGCUGAAGGCGACAUGCGAGGUGUCGAUGCGGCACGCGCGGCGCCGUGCGGAAAGGAUGCAGGAAGCACAGACGUCUUCUCUCGUGUCGUGCGCGUCACGCGUCCAGGAACGCGAAGACGAGCACCGCACGCGUCGCGAGGCAAAGGAGGAGCUGCGUGCGUCGCGUUCGAGCUCGUUUGGGUCGCGCGCACGUACUGAUAUGCGAAACGAGCGGCUAGAGCUCGUGGAGGACUUGGAACGCGGUCCGCGUCCUUUUGAGCCCCGCGCCGACGAUCCUGACGUGCAGCGCUACGAGCCGAAUGCAAGGAUCGCGUUGCGGACACGCCUUGUACCGAACGCGCAAAUUUCCGAGUACCUGGACUGUCGGUAUGUCGUGACACCGAGUAUGCUCUAUUCCUUGGCGAGCCGCACAGGCACGUCGGGGUCCGAGUACGAGCGCAAGGCGGGCGAGGCUAUGGAUGGCGACGUGGAAGUGCCUUUGUAUGGUGACUGGGUCCUAUUUGCCGUGAUGGGCGAAAAGGGGCAGCUAAAGUACACUGCAGCAACCAUCGAUCAAGACGAGGAAAAGAAAACACAGAACGACGAGCUAACGCCUUUCGAGCGCUCCAACCCCUCGCUCCCAGCGCGAAAGUACUUUGGAUGCAAGCUCCUGGACCUCAGCACGGAAAUCGUUGAGGCACACCGCCACCUGCCGGGGCACUGCAUGCUGAACAUGAUGCUCUUUGAGUCCAAAAGCCAGGCAGGGUCCAAGUACUCGGGCGGCAACGGCGGCGCAUUCGAAAAGCUCUGGAAAGAGCGCGACGGCAUGCUCCUGGCCAUUCUCAAUCCGCGCAUUAUGAAGCGCCGAAAAAACGCCAAGGGGCCCGCAAAUGAGCUAACAAUCACUCCUCGUUCUGCCGACUCGAUCUUGGUCAUUGGGCAAGCAGAUGCCUAUGCACAGUGCAAGUCGAUCAAAAAGGACGGGUCUCGAUGCAAGGCAUUUGUCAUUCGUGGGAAAGACAAUGGCGUGUGCGACUACCACCUUGAGCAGGCCGUGGCCGGACGCUUGCGGUCGCGUAUGGAAUUCGCCUCAGGUACAUCCAGCGUGCUGGGACAGCCGACCGGGCGAAUCGACUUUCAACGACAGGAAAAAAGCCGGCGCGCUCGGCCCAGCAGCACCGUGGGCAUCAGCGGACUCGAUGUGGGGUCCUCAACCAUGAAUCAGACCUAUACCGCGCCAGGAUCCAACCUGUCACUCUCUUCAUCCGACCCGCGCUCCGUUGGAUACGACGUCGAGGCACGGUACGGCAGAGGACGUGCGGAAAGAGAGCAACGCAAACGGAAGCAGGACAAGCUCGAGGAGCGCGUGUCGAAUUUGCAAGCGAGCCAGGUGUCGAGGCCGGUGGUCGCUGACGAGCCGGCCCCCUCGUCGACCGUGCACGCAAGCGACGACGUCGAGGCCAAGUUUUUCUCCGAGGUCGACCAAAACAGUUUGGCAGCAAAGACACUGCGCAUUGCCCAAGCGACGUUGCGUGGCGACCCCAAGCCACGCCGUGGGAAGCAGCACGCAGAGUCGUCAGAGUCGUCUGCGCCGUCGUCCUCUACUUCUCGCCUCCUGGCCAGGCACGAAGCGAAGGCGUCGUCCUUGCCGGAAGCAAAGCUCAAGACCAAGCGAUUCCGGUCCAACGUACUGGAUCGUCCAGGCUCAGCAGGCCAGCAGGCACGAGCGGCGCAGGCAGAAGAGGAUGGAUUCGUAAUCAUUUGA
Malassezia japonica is the source of this 1800-nucleotide messenger RNA. RefSeq lists its product as uncharacterized. Gene Ontology annotation, cellular component: nuclear replication fork; nucleus. Gene Ontology annotation, molecular function: single-stranded DNA binding; DNA replication origin binding. The record is from RefSeq and is a predicted model, not a curated record. Bases 1 to 1800 code for a protein of 599 amino acids. Gene Ontology annotation, biological process: DNA replication initiation; DNA replication. The transcript has 3 exons. Lineage: Eukaryota; Fungi; Basidiomycota; Malasseziomycetes; Malasseziales; Malasseziaceae.